This is a messenger RNA of Oncorhynchus kisutch (coho salmon), 6906 nucleotides long. Its product is annotated as glutamate receptor 2-like. The record is from RefSeq and is a predicted model, not a curated record. NCBI's taxonomy places the organism in Eukaryota, Metazoa, Chordata, Actinopteri, Salmoniformes, Salmonidae. Gene Ontology annotation, cellular component: membrane. The coding region runs from base 252 to 2969 and encodes 905 amino acids. The transcript has 16 exons. Gene Ontology annotation, molecular function: signaling receptor activity; ligand-gated monoatomic ion channel activity. Gene Ontology annotation, biological process: monoatomic ion transport.
AUAAAGAGAGAGAGAGACAGAGAGAGAGAGAGAGAGACAGAGAGAGCCAGAGAUCCGCAGAGCUGGAGCGAUCUUCCCACGACCGAACCGCUACAGGACCUGAGACCAGUGCAUUAGACACGCAACCCCCUGCUGUGGGUUACCUCUGCUGUCCGGUAACCAGGUCGCCAUGCUGACCGUCUGAUUAGCCGUCUGUGUGCCUGGCUGGAGGAACUGACCGUUAUUCGGUGUACUGGGCCGUUAUUCAGUGGAUGUAUGUCGACGCCUCUCGGUAUGAAAUGUCUGAACUAACAACGAUGAGGAAUCUGCUGCUCGUGUUUCUCCUAACUGUCAUCUGCUUGAGACGCGAGGCGCUCUGCGGUUCUCCCAGUGUUCAGAUCGGAGGGCUGUUCCCACGCGGUGCUGAUCAGGAGUAUAGUGCGUUCCGGAUUGGAAUGGUCCAGUAUGGAACCCAGGACUUCCGCCUCACUCCUCACAUAGACAACCUGGAGGUUGCCAACAGCUUCGCUGUCACCAACUGCUUUUGUUCCCAGUUCUCCAGGGGUGUUUAUGCCAUCUUUGGUUUCUAUGACAAGAAGAGUGUGAACACCAUCACGUCUUUCUGUGAGACCCUCCACGUGUCCUUCAUCACACCGUCCUUCCCUGCUGAUGGACUCAAUCAGUUUGUCCUUCAGAUGAGACCCGACAUCAAGGGACCUCUGGUCAGCUUAGUGGAGUAUUACAAGUGGGACAAGUUCGCCUACCUCUAUGACAGUGACAGGGGUCUGUCCACCCUGCAAGUGAUCCUGGAUACAGCAGCAGAGAGGAAGUGGAUUGUAACAGCCAUCAACGUAGGCAACCUGAAGGAUGAGAGGAAGGACGAGGCAUAUCGCUCCAUGUUCCAAGACCUGGAGAUACGAAAGGAGAGGAGAGUCAUUCUGGACUGUGAACAAGACAAGGUUAAAGACAUCAUGGACCAGGUCAUCACCAUUGGCCGACAUGUUAAAGGAUACCAUUACAUCAUCGCUAACCUGGGCUUCGUUGAUGGUGACCUGUCUAAGAUCCAGUAUGGGGGAGCCAAUGUGUCGGGUUUCCAGAUUGUUGACUUUGAGGAGCCACUCGUCUCCAAGUUCGACCAGAGAUGGGAAGCACUGGAGGAGAAAGAGUACCCUGGUGCUGACAGCAGGAUCAGGUACACAUCAGCUCUGACUUAUGAUGCGGUCCAGGUUAUGACUGAAGCGUUCCGGACACUCACCAAGCAGCGGAUCGAUUUCAGUCGUCGUGGUAAUAACGGGGACUGUCUGGCCAAUCCAGCAGUGCCCUGGUCUCAGGGGAUGGAGAUAGAACGCGCUCUCAAACAGGUGCGUGUGGAUGGGCUGACAGGUAAUAUCCAGUUUGACCAGUAUGGUAAAAGAGUCAACUACUCCGUCAACGUGAUGGAACUGAAGAACACUGGACCAGUUAAGAUUGGCUACUGGAAUGAAGUGGACAAGAUGGUGGUGACUAAACUAGACAUCUUCCCCAACGACACUAAUGGGAUGGAGAACAAGACUGUUAUCGUCACAACUAUCCUGGAAGCUCCAUACGUGAUGCUAAAGAAGAAUGCUGAGUUGUUCCUAGACAACGACCGUUACGAAGGCUACUGCGUCGACCUGGCAGCAGAGAUUGCUAAGCACUGUGGGAUACGCUACCAGCUAAGGAUUGUGGGAGAUGGAAAGUACGGAGCUCGAGACGCUGAAACCAAGAUCUGGAACGGGAUGGUUGGAGAGCUGGUGUACGGGAAAGCAGACAUAGCCGUAGCCCCUCUCACUAUCACCCUGGUCAGAGAGGAGGUGAUCGACUUCUCCAAGCCAUUCAUGUCUCUGGGCAUCUCCAUCAUGAUCAAGAAGCCCCAGAAGUCUAAACCAGGGGUUUUCUCCUUCCUGGACCCGCUGGCCUAUGAGAUCUGGAUGUGUAUAGUGUUUGCCUACAUCGGUGUGAGCGUGGUGCUGUUCCUGGUGAGCCGGUUCAGCCCGUAUGAAUGGCACAUGGAGGAGUAUGAGGAUGGCCAGCUGCCCACCAGCGAGUCCUCUAAUGAGUUUGGGAUCUUUAACUCUCUGUGGUUCUCUCUAGGAGCCUUUAUGCAGCAAGGCUGUGAUAUCUCCCCAAGGUCUCUAUCAGGACGUAUAGUGGGUGGUGUGUGGUGGUUCUUCACUCUAAUCAUCAUCUCGUCCUACACGGCCAACCUGGCUGCCUUCCUCACUGUGGAGAGGAUGGUUUCUCCUAUAGAGGGAGCAGAGGACCUGGCUAAACAGACGGAGAUCGCCUACGGGACCCUGGACUCUGGCUCUACCAAGGAGUUUUUUAGGAGGUCGAAGAUAGCACUGUUUGACAAGAUGUGGCAGUACAUGAAGUCAGCAGAGCCGUCUCCGUUUGUGAAGAAGACAGCGGAGGGGGUGCUGAGAGUCAGGAAGUCCAAGGGGAAGUACGCGUACCUUCUGGAGUCCACCAUGAACGAGUACAUCGAGCAGAGGAAACCCUGCGACACCAUGAAGGUGGGAGGGAACCUGGACUCUAAAGGAUACGGCAUCGCCACGCCAAAAGGCUCCCCAUUAAGAAAUGCAGUGAACCUGGCCGUGUUAAAACUGAAUGAGCAGGGCCUGUUGGACAAACUGAAAAAUAAAUGGUGGUACGACAAGGGAGAGUGUGGCAGCGGAGGAGGAGAAAGCAAGGAGAAGACCAGUGCUCUGAGCCUCAGCAACGUAGCAGGUGUGUUCUAUAUCCUGGUUGGAGGGCUGGGUCUGGCCAUGCUGGUGGCCCUGGUGGAGUUCUGCUACAAGUCCCGGGCCGAGGCCAAGAGAAUGAAGGUGGCUCAGAACACACUGCACCUGGCUCAGAGCGCCCACAACCAGAACACCCUCCCCUCCUCCUCCUCCUCUCACAACUCACACAACUUUGCUACUUAUAAGGAAGGCUACAACGUGUACGGAAUGGAAAGUGUAAAAAUCUAGGAGGGAUGACAUUUACAGAUGCCAUGCGGAGUAAGGCCAGGCUGUCCAUCACGGGGUCCUCUGGAGAGAACGGGCGUGUUCUGACCCCUGACUUCUCUCACCCUCCUGACUUUCCCCGCGUCCCCUACCUCCGACCAGGACUACCCAUGAGCCUCAGCAUGACUGACCUCUCCUGACCACUCCCUCACAGUGCCUUACAGCCAAUCAGAUCACAGAGAGCCGCCGGCCAACUCCACAUCAACCCAUCACGUUUUUCAGAGGACUGGACUUCCUUCCCGCCCUCUUCUCUGAUUGGGCAGACAGCUCUGGGCUGGUGAUGUCAUCACUCUUCCCCUCUAAUCUCUCCCGGGAAGUGAAAACAACCAACCACGGCACACCUAUCCAUUUCCAUAGUGACCAGCUCUGAUUCAAGCACACGAGACUUCAGCUGCAUCAGACGCGAUUUUAUAAAGCAAGUUGAUCAUCUUCACAGGGGAAAUAAUUCUAUUUUUUAAGUAUUUUCAAAAGCUUCCAUUUAUUAGAGUGAGUCAAUAUGAUCGCCUGUAUACUCCGACUUCACUACCGCUCUGUACAUAGGACUAGUUAUAACAAUAAUAAUAACAAUAAUGUUAUAUUAAUUAUAUGAAUAAUAACUAUAAUAAUGAUGAUAAUAAUGCUUGCUCUGAACCCUAACCCCUGUUUUCACUAGAGACCUAGUUUGACCUCUGAACCCUAACCCCUGUUUUCACUAGAGACCUAGUUUGACCUCUGAAUCCUAACCCCUGUUUUCACUAGAGACCUAGUUUGACCUCUGAACCCUAACUCCUGUUUUCACUAGAGCCCUAGUUUGACCUCUGAACCCUAACCCCUGUUUUCACUAGAGACCUAGUUUGACCUCUGAACCCUAACCCUUGUUUUCACUAGAGACCUAGUUUGACGUCUGAACCCUAACCCCUGUUUUCACUAAAAACCUAGUUUGACCCUAAAACAACAGAUGGCACUGAGGCCAGAAACUAAAAAUAGACAUAUAUGGCCCAUGAACAACAGACAUACUGUAUAUGGCCCAUGAACAACAGACUUUGGUCUUUAUAUGGACAAAAGACAGUGCCAUAGAGUACCAAUGCCAAGUACAGGAGAGUGCCAAAAGAGGGACUUGAACCAAUAAGCUGGUUCAGCCAAAAGAGGGACUUGAACCAAUAAGCUGGUUCAGCCAAAAGGGGGACUUGAACCAAUAAGCUGGUUCAGCCAAAAGGGGGACUUGAACCAAUAAGCUGGUUCAGCCAAAAGGGGGACUUGAACCAAUAACCUGUUCAGCCAAAAGAGGGACUUGAAUCAAUAAGCUGGUUCAGCCAAAAGGACUUGAACUAAUAAGCUGGUUCAGCCAAAAGGACUUGAACCAAUAAGCUGGUUCAGCCAAAAGGACUUGAACCAAUAAGCUGGUUCAGCCAAAAGGACGAGAACCAAUAAGCUGAUUCAGCCAAAAGGACUUGAACCAAUAAGAUGGUUCAGCCAAAAGGACGAGAACCAAUAAGCGGGUUCAGCCAAAAGGACUUGAACCGAUAACAAGGUCCAGCCAAAAGGACUUGAACCGAUAACAAGGUCCAGCCAAAAGGACGAGAACCAAUAAGCUGGUUCAGCCAAAAGAGGGAGUUGAACUAAUAACCAGCUAAUGCACAGUGACUCCCUCUAAAUUCUUGAUUACUUUACUACUGAACUCUGAUGAAGAUGAUGAUGAUGGUGGUAAUGAUGAUGGUGAUGAUGGUGAUGAUAAUGAUGAUGGUGAUGAUAAUGAUGCUGGUAAUGAUGCUGAUAAUGGUAAUGAUGAUGAUGAUAAUGGUAAUGAUGGUGAUGGUAAUGAUGGUGGUGAUCACGAUGAUGGUAAUGAUGCUGAUGAUGAUGAUGAUGUGUUUACUGUGCUCUACAAGCAGGACUAGUAGGGACAUGCAUGAUGGUGAUGAUGAUGGUAAUGAUAAUGAUGAUGGGACAUGCAUGAUGGUGAUGAUGAUGGUAAUGAUGAUGAUGAUGAUGGGACAUGCAUGCUUAUCUCUGCACCACAUUUCUGUUCUGACCCAGUUGUUAUUGCCACUGAAGACUCCGGUCACUCAGUCAGCCUCACAGGGGGUCACUUCCCUAUUAACAUGAUGUAUAGGUCAAUAUUACACAUUGAUUUAUUAUAUUGAUACUGAUCACUUUUAUAUUAUCUACCAAGCUGUGUUAGCACUGGUGAUGCUACUAGCGCUUCAAUGCACUGGAUUUAAUGUAUAUAAAUCACUAAGUGGAGAGAGAGACAGGAGAGAGAGGAUAGAGACAGAGAGAGGUUUUGUGUGUGUGUGUGUGUGUGUGUGUGUGUGUGUGUGUGUGUGUGUGUGUGUGUGUGUGUGUGUGUGUGUGUGUGUGUGUGUGUGUGUGUGUGUAGGGUUAGAUUGAGGAUAUGGCUCUUGUUGCACACAGAGGACUCAGCACAAGCAACCUCUACACAGACAUAGAUAUACACUACACUAGAUCAAUUCGGCUGUUUUCUAUAACUCUAUCUCUAUUAAAACCAACACAAUAGUGCAAGGUUUUACAUGUGUUCUACUCUACUACAUACUAACGUCAUCUAACCUGUACAGAACUCUCUCUCUGACAUGAAGUCCCUCUCUUCUCUGUCUGGCCUGGUGACAUCACGCGCUCUUCUCUGUCACCUGCUGGACACUCUACACACUGCUGCCAGACAGAAGAGAAGUGUGGGCCGUGUCUGAAAUCUGUCUUUCCCUACUACUUUGUAAAACUACAUACUGUGUACUAAUCAUACUACAUACUAUUUAGAAUGUAGUGUUUAGUAUAAAUAUAUUCAGUAAGCAGCACAUCAACAUCCUACCCUCAUCCACACUGAGAAGGCUUCAUCUAAUCAGCAAUUGUGUUGGUUGAUAGUCAGUCCUCGGAUCUGAUCAACUGAUUAUGAAAAGGCUAGUCUCUUCCUCAAUAUUCAGUGAAUUCUACUAGAUAAAGACCAGUCUCUUCCUCAAUAUUCAGUGAAUUCUACUGGAUAAAGACCAGUCUCUUCCUCAAUAUUCAGUGAAUUCUACUGGAUAAAGACCAGUCUCUUCCUCAAUAUUCAGUGAAUUCUACUGGAUAAAGACCAGUCUCUUCCUCAAUAGAGUUCAGUGAAUUCUACUAGAUAAAGACCAGUCUCUUCCUCAAUAGAGUUCAGUGAAUUCUACUAGAUAAAGACCAGUCUCUUCCUCAAUAGAGUUCAGUGAAUUCUACUAGAUAAAGACCAGUCUCUUCCUCAAUAGAGUUCAGUGAAUUCUACUAGAUAAAGACCAGUCUCUUCCUCAAUAGAGUUCAGUGAAUUCUACUAGAUAAAGACCAGUCUCUUCCUCAAUAGAGUUCAGUGAAUUCUACUGGAUAAAGACCAGUCUCUUCCUCAAUAGAGUUCAGUGAAUUCUACUGGAUAAAGACCAGUCUCUUCCUCAAUAGAGUUCAGUGAAUUCUACUAGAUAAAGACCAGUCUCUUCCUCAAUAGAGUUCAGUGAAUUCUACUAGAUAAAGACCAGUCUCUUCCUCAAUAGAGUUCAGUGAAUUCUACUGGAUAAAGACCAGUCUCUUCCUCAAUAGAGUUCAGUGAAUUCUAGUUGGUGAAAAGCCCAAAUGUGUAUAAGAUUUAAAACACUACAUUUUCAACCUUUUUAUUUCCAUACCCAUCUGCCUAAUGUUUAGAACGCCAGUAGGGGUAUUCGGACACGCCCCCCCGACUGUCAUGUUCUUGUUUUCAGAGUUCUAUGUUCAGAUAAUCAGUACCUCACCUCUACAGGUGUGUGUUCUUUCUUUCUUAUAUCUAAACUGUUCCUGUGUGUUUAUAUAUAACAAGGUUAUAAUUAAGAGUCUCAAAGUGUUUUGGAACUGGACUGUGUGCCAUCUGACUGAUUUAUUUUUAGGGACUGUUUUUAAAUAAAGAUUGCCAUAAGCUUCUUCA